Molecule: messenger RNA, 755 nt
Organism: Formica exsecta
Lineage: Eukaryota; Metazoa; Arthropoda; Insecta; Hymenoptera; Formicidae
Product: heterogeneous nuclear ribonucleoprotein 27C-like
Exons: 5
Coding region: 257-673 (138 amino acids)
Molecular function (GO): RNA binding
Source: RefSeq, a predicted model, not a curated record
AGAAACAGAAACGUAGUAGUGGUUUCCCAAAAGUUUUUCUUGGUGGUUUGCCAAAUAAUGUGACGGAGACAGACCUAAGAUCCUAUUUUAUUCGCUUUGGCAGAGUUAUGGAAGUGGUCAUAAUGUACGAUCAGGAAAAAAAGAAAUCCAGGGAAACCAAAACGUAGGGGUGGCUUUCAAAAAGUUUUUCUUGGUGGUUUGCCAAGUAAUGUGACGGAGACAGACCUAAGAUCCUAUUUUAUUCGCUUUGGCAGUUAUGGAAGUGGUCAUAAUGUACGAUCAAGAAAAAAAGAAAUCCAGGGGAUUCAGCUUCCUCAGCUUCGAGGAUGAAGAAACAGUGGACAGAUGCGUCGUGGAGCAUUUAGUCAACCUAAAUGGAAAACAGAUUGAUCCAAAACCAUGUAAUCCACGCACUCUUCAGAAACCAAAACGUAGUGAUGGCUUCCCAAAAGUUUUUCUUGGUGGUUUGCCAAGUGAUGUGACGGAGACAGACCUAAGAUCCUAUUUUACUCGCUUUGGCAAAGUUAUGGAAGUGGUCAUAAUGUACGAUCAGGAAAAAAAGAAAUCCAGGGGUGAUAUAUAUUUACGGCAGAAUACCGGCUCAAGUGUACCCGGGUUUAGCAGCAGUUCGGCUAAGACUCCAGAUUACACUACUAGGGUACUCCGCGUAUAGUAAUUACGCGGACAUCACUUAUCCUCAGCGUAUCAAGGAGGAGAAAGCAAUCAAGGUGAGUAUGCCACCAUUCUAAACCCGG